Pocillopora damicornis (cauliflower coral) is the source of this 1250-nucleotide messenger RNA. Its product is annotated as neuronal membrane glycoprotein M6-a. Gene Ontology annotation, cellular component: plasma membrane. NCBI's taxonomy places the organism in Eukaryota, Metazoa, Cnidaria, Anthozoa, Scleractinia, Pocilloporidae. The record is from RefSeq and is a predicted model, not a curated record. Gene Ontology annotation, biological process: neuron projection development.
AGACCAGGGGCUGAAACAUUUUCAUCCCUCUUGCAAGCGAACACGAAUCUGCUAAAGCAAUUUUUAUUACAUGUAGUCUUUGCAAAUAACAUAGCAAUGUGCUGCGGGAAGCUGUGGUUGGCUUUUAAGAGGUUUGUUGUUCGAAUUUUGGCGAACAGAGGCGGGCUGCAGAAAAGUCAUUUACUUUAUUGCCGAAAAUGCAGAGCGUGUUGUACCUCGUGUAACAAAUGUUGCUGUAUCUGCCUGUCGCGUGUCCCUGUGGCAUCUCUGAUCGCUUCUUUUAUCCUGGCCAUUGGUUUUACUGGGUUUGCUGUGGGACUCAGCGAAGGCGUCAACAAUCUUAACAAAUGGCUUAAAAUGGAUAUUGUCGAACUGGCUUCAUUGGGAAUUAUGGCGUUUGGAAUAUUUCUGGGCUCUUUAUCAGGGAUGGCGCUGCUUCAUGGAUUUGCCGCCACGGGACGGACGAGAUUUAACUGCUGUGGCGGUUGGAAAAGACGCUUUGUAGCUCGGUGUUGUAUUGGAUUUUUAUUUGGUUGGCACUACUUCAUGUUUUUCCUGUGGAUGUUCAUAGCUCCUCUGCUAAUCAUCCCAGUCAUCUUUAUGGGAAUCUUCUUUGGUGUUUGUCAAGUAAAGGUUGUGAAGCAACUUGGGAAGACAUGUAUAAAAUUCAGUGAUUAUGGUUUGGAUGACCUUGUUAGUACAGAGGAAGUGUGCGGUGAUGACUUGCUUGUGUUCUGUGAAGCGAUGACGGGUGCCACACCUUUUUUCGCUGCUGCAUUUGUUGGAGGCCUCUUUAUAGUUGUCGGCGUGUUCCACAUGAUGUUCGUACUAACAGCAAACUACGCACACGUACAUGACCACAGAAGGAGGCCCAAAGCCUCAGAAUGCUCUACCUGUCGGACAUGCUGCACUGUGAAGGACCCGGACCGUUAUGAACAGUGCUUCCCAGAGCCCCCGGUAGAAGAGGUACAGCUAGCCUUGGAAGAGAAAUUGAAGCUGAACGCAGGGGACCCUGAAGGGGGUGCACAUCCCCACAACCACCCCCACUGGGAAUAUGUGUACGACUAUGAGAAGACUCCAGCGAUACUUGGCAAAAAGUAUUAACUGUUUUCAGGCGGCUUUGCCGUGACUUUCUAGUGCGAGAGAAGACAAGAAAGGAACUCGGUAACUUCGGCAUUUGAAACACCGCGAAUAGAUUUUGGACAAGAUGCGUAUAGUAAGGGCAGCUUCACGCAUCGACAUCAUCUUUA